AGAACAAUGAACCAGAUUCAGCAUUUGAACUCUCGACGAUCGCUAUGUGUAGUGCAGUCGCAAGUAAUCGUAUCCAAACGCACCCUAGCCUAUUCCUGAUCCUAUUUGAUAGCCACUUGAAAAUUAUUAGAACAUCAACUGUUUUAUUCGUACAUGGAAAGAUUUUCCAAAAACAUCAUGUCAUCACUAGGUCACAGAAAUUCUGUGAAGAUUUGAUGAGAGACAUCCUUUUAUUUCCCUCAUUCCAAGAAGAAAACCCAGUGCACUGCUCAACAUCUGUUGAAUUGAACAGAAAUGAACAGCUUUUCUUUCAG
Molecule: messenger RNA, 314 nt
Organism: Amoebophrya sp. A25
Lineage: Eukaryota; Dinophyceae; Syndiniales; Amoebophryaceae
Source: the annotation of a GenBank genome assembly